CUCUUCGAUCACUCCGCUCCGUGUUUUACGAAAUCCCCCCCCCGCCCCCUUCCAGCUCCGCGAGCUCCAGCCCCUCGCGCUCUCUCCGUCAGCCUCUCACUCCGUCUCAAUAUGUCUCAAGAUGGCGGCCAAUGCGGGAUCGAUGUUUCAAUAUUGGAAGCGCUUUGAUUUACAGCAGCUCCAGAGGGAGCUGGACGCCACUGCCACAGUGUUGGCCAAUCGACAGGAUGAGAGCGAGCAGUCACGAAAGAAGCUCAUCGACCAGAGCCGUGAGUUCAAGAAGAACACACCAGAGGAUCUGCGCAAGCAGGUGGCCCCUUUGCUCAAGAGUUUCCAGGCAGAGAUUGAUGCUUUGAGUAAGAGGAGUAAAGAAGCAGAAGCUGCCUUCCUCAACGUCUACAAGAGGCUCAUCGAUGUCCCAGACCCAGUUCCUGCCUUAGAAGCAGGGCAGCAGCUGCAGCAGAAGGUUCAGAGGAUGCAUGAUGUGGAGACAGAAAACCAGAAGCUGCGGGAGACGCUGGAGGAGUACAACAAGGAGUUUGCCGAGGUUAAAAACCAAGAGGUCACAAUCAAAGCGCUUAAGGAGAAGAUCCGGGAGUACGAGCAGACCCUGCGGAGCCAGGCAGAGAGCUUAGCCCAGCAGAAGGAACAGCAGCUGCACAGUGACUAUGCAGAGAAGGAGAGGAAGCUUCAGGAGACCCAGGCAUCCAUGUCCUCGAGGCUGGAGGAGGCCAACCACAAGGCCCAGUCCCUACAAUCAGCACUAGAAACCACUCAGGCAGAGCUUUUCGAUCUGAAGACCAAAUAUGAUGAGGAGACUACCGCAAAGGCUGAUGAGAUCGAGAUGGUGAUGACUGACCUGGAGAGAGCCAAUCAGAGAGCUGAGGUGGCCGAGAGGGAGGCAAGCACCCUACGAGAGCAGCUGACGUCAGCCAACAAGUCCCUGCAGUUGGCCACACAGAUCCAGAAGGCCCCCAACAUGGAGGAGGCCAUGGAAGUGCUCUCACGAUCCAGCUUGGAGGUGGAGCUAAGCGCUAAGGAGCGGGAGGUGGUCCAGCUUGUGGAGGAUGUCCAGAGACUGCAGGCCAGCCUAACCAAGCUGCGUGAGACCUCCUCCAGCCAGAUUUCCCAACUGGAGCAGCAGCUUAACACCAAGAACUCUACCCUGAGGCAACUGGAGGAGAAGCUGAAGGAGCAGGCUGACUAUGAAGAGGUCAAGAAAGAGCUGAACAUUCUGAAAUCCAUGGAAUUCGGGCCAUCUGAGGGAACUACAGCACAGGAUUCUGCAAAACCCCUGGAGGUGCUGCUCCUGGAGAAGAACCGCAACCUGCAGUCAGAGAACGCUUCCCUGCGCAUCGCCAACAGCGAUCUUAGCGGGCCAGCUGGACGGAAAGGGAAAGAGGGCCCUGUGGAGAGUCUGCAGCGCACCGCUGCCACAGCCAACACCGGCACCCCCCCUCCCCCCUCACAGCUGCUCCUACGGCCUGUGCCCGAGGCUAACGGCGCUCACCCCUUCUCCCCCACGGGUAUGGGGCAGGACUUAUACGGGCCAACAUCUGGCGCUGCCUUCCCCCCGGCGGGCAAAGUGCCACUCAGCUCCCUGCUCCAGCGACAGCUCAUGCACAGCUUCUACUCUAAGGCCCUGCAGGACUCGCCUGGUGGGGCUGUACUCUUCAGCCCUGGGCCCUACACCGCUAGCCCACUACCCCAGCACCAGCCAGCCGCUAGCCCAGACCCCAAUGGCUUGGCCCCAUCGCCAAGCCAAUCGGAGGGUGCAGGCAGUGCCUCAGAAGGCGAGGACAUGGACACAGCAGAGAUUGCACGGCAGGUCAAAGAGCAGCUCAUUAAGCACAACAUCGGCCAGCGCAUCUUUGGCCACUACGUCCUGGGCCUUUCGCAAGGCUCUGUCAGCGAGAUCCUGGCUCGGCCCAAGCCCUGGAGCAAGCUGACCAUCCGUGGCAAGGAGCCCUUCCACAAGAUGAGACAGUUCCUAUCUGACGAGCAGAACAUCCUGGCACUGCGCAGCAUCCAAGGACGCCAACGAGAGAACCCAGGCCAGAACCUGAAGCGCGUGUUUCAGGAGGGUCCGAAGCGACGAGCCGGCCAUGAAGGCGCCCCACCUCCAGGCAACAUCACCACCCGCAUCCGCACCCCAGAGAGUGGUUCUGACGAGGCCAUCAAGUCCAUCCUGGAGCAGGCUAAGAGGGAACUGCAGGUGCAGAAGACUGCAGAGCCCUCUCUGCCUCAUCACUCCUGUGGAGGUGGUGGGAGGAGUAGUGGCAGCAGCUCUGACGAGGCUAUUCGCUCCAUCCUGGAGCAGGCACGUCGUGAGAUGGAAGCCCAGCAGGCAGCGCUGCAGCCUUUGCUGAAAGGUGGCUCCUCCACCCCUCCUGUUGACUCCCAGCUCCCUUCACUCCGGCCACCAUUGGGUGCUCCACCCUCCUUGGCCGCUGUCUCUGCCUGCUCACCUCUGGCCCUGUCCCUGAAGAAGCCACCUGUCUCCUCCACACCCUCCCCCCACCCAGACUUACACCCUGCGGGGAUCAGGAAGGAGGGUGCGGAACUGGCCCCCUCCGAGGGAGUGGCUGAUGGAGGGCCUAGCUCAGUACGGGGAGGGGCCUCAUGGAGCGACCACUGGUGGAGUACCAUGAACCCUGACCGUCGUAGCGCACCUCCAACAGCAGCUGAUGAAAACCGCAGCCAUGACAGCCCCAAAGAGACGCUGGCGCUCUCCCAAGGCAGCGUGAGCGACAUGCUCUCCCGGCCCAAACCCUGGAGUAAGAUGACCCAGAAGACCCGUGAGCCCUUCUCCCGCAUGCAGCCGUGUCUGAAUGGCGAGCCAGCCCACAGCGUGCUGCCACUGCAAGGCCAACAGGGCACGCUACAAGAGGGCACUCCAAAGACCUCAGCCAGCUGCAGCCCUGCUCCAGAGUCCCCACUGAGCUCUGGCGAGGAAUCUGUGAGGAGUGUGGGGGAGCUGUCAGGCCAGGCUCAGGCCCCAGAGCCCGGCGACCCAUCCGACUCUCAGCCCAGCACGCCACUCCCUGUCCCUGGACACUCAGGCCUCAGCAUCCAGGAGAUGGUGGCUGUGUCCCCUGAGCUGGACACCUAUGUCAUCACCAAGAAGGUCAAAGAGGUGCUGACAGACAACAACCUCGGGCAGCGCCUCUUUGGGGAAACUAUCUUGGGCCUGACUCAGGGCUCCGUGUCAGACCUGCUGGCCCGACCCAAGCCCUGGCACAAACUGAGCCUCAAGGGGAGGGAGCCCUUCGUGCGUAUGCAGCUGUGGCUUAGUGACCCCCGCAACGUGGAGAAGCUCAUGGAUAUGAAGCGCAUGGAGAAGAAAGCGUACAUGAAGCGAAGGCACAGCUCAGUGAGCGAGAGCCAGCCAGUGGAUAGCGUCCCAACUGGGGGGGACUUUGGCCCAGGCAGUAGCCCCCAGCACCAGCAGCACCAACUGAAGAAGCCUCGUGUGGUCCUGGCCCCUGAGGAGAAGGAGGCCUUGAAGCGAGCUUACCAGCAGAAACCCUACCCCUCUCCAAAGACCAUUGAGGAGCUGGCCAACCAACUGAAUCUCAAGACCAGCACCGUUAUCAACUGGUUCCACAACUACAGGUCCCGUAUCCGCAGGGAGCUCUUCAUUGAGGAGAUCCAGGCCGGAGCAGCUGGUUCCACUGGAGAUUCCAGAGAGGGUUGCUCAUCCCCUACAGCCCAAACAAUCAAGGUGGGCGAGGGUGACAGCUGUGAUGGCACUGAGUCCGACAGUGCCUUGGAGAGCAGGCCUGCUGAGGCCUCAGGGCCUGAGGAGGGAAGGGGGGCCAUGUCAGAGGGCAAUGGGGGUGUCACGAAGGAACUUAGUGGUGAUGGAGGUGCAGGGACACCGGGGCGCUCGCCAGCUCCGCCAGACUCAGCCCCUACAGACUCUUGUGCCCCGGGGACUAGUAGCCGGAAGGAAGGGGGUGUGACUGGACUGUUCAGCUUUCCUGAGGCCACGCCCACCACUGCCAGGAACCCCAGGGACAGCAGCCUGCGCAAAAAGAAGGCAGCCAACCUCAACAACAUCAUUCACCGGCUGGAAAAAGCGGCAAGCCGUGAGGAGGGUGCCGAGUGGGAGUUCUGAUGGCCUUUUGGGCAGAAGGAGCUCCUCUUUGCUGCUUGCAGACAGCUAAGGCCAAGCCUCAAGGGGAAGCAGACGGUUACGCUCCUUUCCUUGCAUUACUAGGGUAAAGGCUGUGAAAGGAAACCUGCAGGAAAACUGAUAUAUUGAUUUUAUUCAGAAAAGCACUUAAAUGCCCUGCUGGCCACAGGGUUUGAACACCAUCCGCUACUGGUGCAAGGACGCCACAGACUAAACAAAGAACAUGGAGAAUUAUAUCCUGGGAAUCCUGCCGUUUGGAUGAUAAAAUCUUUCAAGAAAUUUCCCCCGCUCCUUUUUAAGCAAGAGGAUUGCGUGUCACGUCUGUGUUCAGGAAAACAUUUUCUUGGGUUUUUCACACACUGUUGAACUGUUAGUCUGUGUGCGUGUGUGUGUGUGUUUUUAAAUUACGGUUUUGGUUCUUUUUACCCCUCUGUGGUUUUAUCAUCCCACCCUGAAGAAGACAAGGGGGAGAUUUUAGGAACAAGCAUUCAAAGUCAAGCAUUCAUGCAGUGGGGUCCCCCCCCCAGAAAACAAGGGGAGGGACAUAUGGAAGAGGUCCCUUCCCUAUCACUGGGUUUCUGUUCUCCUCAGCUCGCCAUCGAAUGGCUUGGAACACCCUGGACACCGUGGAUCGCUUUAAGGAAAAAAGUUGAUUCUUUCACAAAUUGUUAGUAGCAAAAAAGAAAAAAAAAAAUUGUAUAGCAGUUUUGCCACUAAGAGAUUGCACAGUCUGUCGACUCUAAAUAAUGAGUUUUCAUCCCUUGAUAUUUGGGGGGUUAAAAGUUCAAAGAAAUAUACAAACAGUUAUUGUUUUAAAAAGUUAUCAAUUUAAUUCACAAAGUUUUUAACUUCAGUGAAGGUUCAUGUCAGGAAAAUCCAAAAAGCUGAAAAGUAUCAGUACGUGAUUUUGUCAGUUUUUCUCUGGGCGACAGUAUUCUUUGUAGUUCACGUUUGUCUCACAUCUUUUGCUGAGUUCUGCGUGUGUUGUCGAGCCACAGUGAGCAUUUGUUCACACUCUGUUUCAGGCCAACACCAGGAGAACAGGAAAACAGAUUGAAAAAUUCACUUGGAGAAAUAUUAGUGUCCACUUGUUUUUAGAUGUUUUAAAAGAGCUUUUUAAAACCGUGGCCUCAAAGCCACUCCGGAGACCUCGUUCCUGGGUCAGCUCUGUGACUUGGGCUUCCAGCACUACACAGGUGUGUCCACGGAGCAUCAAAGGACCACUUGUUUGGGGUUCUGCUCAGUGCUCGGAGAGACACAUCACACUUUCUCCUACACUGCUUCACCAUCGGUUCCCUGGCUUGCCAGACACAUACAUGUGUGUGCAUAUAAAACGUCUGUGUUUGUGUGUGUGUUCGUUCAUAGGCGCAGAGCAUUCAUACAUGAAGUUCAAAUUCAGCUCUGAUUUACAGGUUUUUUUUUCUGUGUCCAAUAAGCACAAGAGAUGUUGACGUCUCACCUCGAUUUUUCCCCUUGUUGGUCAGUCAGAUGGAAAGCCCCUGUUCCCAGUUCUGCUCCCCACCAGGUGCUCAGACUUCUGUCCGCUGGUAGUCCAUUCACUGGUCAGUAGACAUGUGAGCAGGGGGCGUGAACUGUACACAUUAAGCUUUUGUGGCAUGCCAAAGUAUGAUUGACAGUUCUACCUGCCCAUACGGUCUAAGUGCAGGUUGCAAAAAAUAUGGAGGCAUCUUGCACACACCCAGUGCUAACAUGUCACUGCUGAACAAAGUACUUCAGACACACCGAAUGGCUGUGACACAGACCUGGUGGGCUUUUAUAGAAGAUGCUAAAAAGUUGACGUCAUGCACUCUUGUGUUUAGGCAGACCUCUUUACUAUAUGUGAUUUUGAGUGUUAGAGCAAAAUCUUGUUCACAUCCACAAAAAAAAACCA
Messenger RNA from Scleropages formosus (Asian bonytongue), 6029 nucleotides. RefSeq names its product protein CASP-like. The record is from RefSeq and is a predicted model, not a curated record. Gene Ontology annotation, molecular function: RNA polymerase II transcription regulatory region sequence-specific DNA binding; DNA-binding transcription factor activity, RNA polymerase II-specific. NCBI's taxonomy places the organism in Eukaryota, Metazoa, Chordata, Actinopteri, Osteoglossiformes, Osteoglossidae. Gene Ontology annotation, biological process: intra-Golgi vesicle-mediated transport; regulation of transcription by RNA polymerase II. Gene Ontology annotation, cellular component: Golgi membrane; nucleus. The transcript has 23 exons. The coding region runs from base 122 to 4120 and encodes 1332 amino acids.